UCAAACAUUAGAUGUCAGUAAGAGUUGUUACUUGGAUAGAGAAUAACACAAGACAAUUAAUAUAAAUCGAAUUAAGAUUGAUAAAAGUAAGCCAAGACAAUAAAGUCGAAUGAGUGUAAAAGUGAUGAACGAUUUACCAACGGAAUUGCUCAUAGCAAUACUUCGUAAAGUUGACCAACAGGAAUCGCUAAAAAAUGCCGCAUUAACAUGUAAACUAUGGAAGGAGCUUAUCGAAAGUUCGUGUUCGUGGUCACUGUCGCUCGAUCAUCAAAAUGAAGUAGGUUCAAAUGAACCGUGGCUUGACUAUAUGCUCACUACGAAGCGAAAAUUUCACAAAAUUAAAAUAGUCGGCCUGGUCGAGCUGGGCAAGAACCGAAUCAUUGACAUAUUCCGAAAGCAUGGCACACAUAUCACCAAGCUGUUUGUGUUCGAAAGUUGUUUGGACAGAUUUGAUCUAUUUGUUGAAGUACUAAAAUGUAUGCCGAAUUUGGAGCAUUUGAUCUUAUAUGAAAUUACCACGCCGUGUACUGUCGCAGAUGUUCCCACAGAAGAUAAUUUACCCGAAUUAUUGAAAUUGAAAACAGUGGAAUUGGUUGAAUCGGAGGGCAGUAUCAUCAAAUGUUUGAAUCGUUCGAAACUGACUGAACUUAAAGUACUCAACUAUGCGUAUAAAAAUCAGCCGUUGUCACAAGAACCUGUACUGGACCUCUUCCGAGCACAACCUCAAAUAAAAACGCUUGCCCUACGAAGUAUUGAUUACGGGGCAACGACUCUAUUCCAAACUGAUAUAAUGGAUGGCACCGUGAAAUUUCAGCUUAAUAAAUUGUCUCUACUUGACAUCAAACUUCGCGAAUCUCCAAACGACUACAACAAUCUACUGAAGUUUUUGAAGCCUCAGGCAAAGACAAUCAAAUUCUUGGAACUUGGCACAACGUUUCCAGAUUUGGUUUACGAAUUCGUCUUUGCAAAGUUCAGAAAUUUGAAAACAUUGCGGCUGAUGAUGAAUGAACUUCCAAAAGAUAUUGAAUUCUAUGAGCGACUUGAAGAGAAUCCUAGCAUCACCCAGCUAAUAUUUAUGGAUUCACCGCCACCGAACCAUCUAAACGAUAGUUGUCCUCCGUCGCUGAAAGAAUUCAUUCGACAUGUGCCAAACGUAACCGACCUAACUUUACUCGAGGACACCUGCGACAGAGGAACACUUCAGUUCAUAGCCAGCAACCUGAAAAAUUUGACAAGAUUGACUGUAGCCUAUUUCAAUGAAAUAACAUUCAACGAUCUCCAAUUUCCCAGCCUAAAGACACUGUGCAUAGAUAAGAUAGAAGAUGACGUCGAUUGGGAAAAAUUUUCAAAAAACAAUGCCAACAUUACGGAAAUUCUCAUACAUUCUGGAACGUAUGCUGGUUUCAGUGAUUGGUUAGAAGAAAGUUGCUCUGACUUUAUUGAAAAGAUGACAAAGAUCUUAAGACUGGAAAAACUUGUCAUUGGAAGCCCAUUUCGCACCAAUGAACAUUUCUACGAGCACAUCCGAGAAUUCGGAACUAAUCUGAAAUUAAUCGAUUUGCACAAAACGUGCGCCCUAUCGAUCGACAUAAUGCACGGGAUACCUGGCUUACGUUUUCACGAUGAUGAUUUUCCUGCACCAUUCCAUACUCCGGAAUUCUGGAACGAUGAAGAUUAUGAUGGAAGACUUCCGGACAUCGAUAGAGGCGGAAACUGGGACGACGGUGAAAAUUUUCUGGAUCCGUUCGAAAUGCAUUUGAUGGAUAUUGAUGAUUAUGAUUAUGAAUAUGAUCAACACGAUGAUUACGACGGGUACGAUGAUUUCGUUGAUGAAUUCGACGAAAGCGAUUUUGAUGAGUAUUGAAGGAUCAAUUAAUUGCGCACAUUGCCUAUGAAUGAUGUACAGAACUAUAAACCGUUACAAUAAAAUUAAAAACUUUUUUCUAAAAUAGAA
Bradysia coprophila is the source of this 1954-nucleotide messenger RNA. RefSeq lists its product as uncharacterized. The record is from RefSeq and is a predicted model, not a curated record. NCBI's taxonomy places the organism in Eukaryota, Metazoa, Arthropoda, Insecta, Diptera, Sciaridae. Gene Ontology annotation, molecular function: protein binding.